AUGUCCAUCGCUUCAUGUUUAGUUGACAGAUGGACGGAGGAAAACAACACGAUUAUUACCAAGUGGAAGGAAUGUGAAAGAUGUUAUCAAGGAAAUCGGAGCGUUCAGAUGCAAUACUACACAGAAAGUCUCAAACUGUUGCGGAAGAUUCAAGGCAUACCCCCUGACUUUAAAAACCUAGAGGUCGAACUGACCGUUGCAUACAACACCUUUCUGUUUUCGCUGAGAUACUGCGAGAGGAAUGAGGCGAAAGAGCUACUCACCCAGUGUCUCAACAGACUUACAGAGGCGGUUGGAUGUCAGGUUGACAGUUCAGAGCCAGGUGAUGUGUGGUUGUCCGUGCUGCGGACAGUUAGCGACCCGGUGUCGGUGUCCAGCGUACACAGGCUGUUGCUUGUCCAGUGGGCCCUGUGGCUGCCUGGACACCAGUUUGAGAGGAUCCAUCAACUGCUUGUGCAAGUCAACCACACAGGAGCAGAGAUGACCUCAUCCCUCAGUGAUCUGCUGGCAGAAACCGGAGACCUUGGCUUGAGUGUGGAGCAGAGCCCCGCCCUGCAGGUUGCCAUGGUAGCCAAGGAACUCAAGGACCUCUUGCACAUCUGCACGGUUAUUGCAAGAGGUAUUGAGCAAAUAAAAGAGGGGAAACACUCGGAGGCACUGGUGGGGUUUGAGAGAGCGAAGGCCUUGUCCACGCCCAGAGUUCUCCUGGCCCAGACGCAUAAUCUCGCCGGCCGUUGCUUUGCCUCUCUGGGUCUGCCUCAGAGUGCCCUCCGCAGCUACAGACAAGCGUUAGAGGUGGACUUUGGUUGCCUGAGUUCACUGCAUCACAGCGCAGUGUUGUACGCAGAGCUUGGAAACAGUCAGGCUCAAAUGGAAGCUCUGAGACUCCUCCACUCUGCAGUGAUGUUGCAGAGUGGCGACAGACCUGACCCUGUCUCUGGUUCACUCGUCUCUCCCGCCGUGUUACUCGGCACUGAACACACGGCGUUCAUCAGUGCGGUGCCGUCUCCUCCCGUCAUACUCUACACCCUCGCACACGCCUGUGUCCUCAACCGCCGGAUUUCAGAUGGAGCUGAGUUUUAUCUUGACCUUCUGGCGUCUCUCCAGUCAGACAACAUACCGUUUGUAAGUGAAACCAGCACAGACUUUCCCAGAAUUCCCGAGCUUUACCUGGAGGUGGCGUUCACUCUGCUCAGAGCCGGCAGGUUCUGGGACGCUGUCGCCGUUUGUGAUGAGAUCAUCACCAGGACUGCUGACCUCAUCCCCGAGAGAAUGACGCUUGACCUUCCUUUGACCUGCUACCGGUUACCUAGCGACGCAGCAUCAGCAACACUGACAGACAAAGGGCCGGAAUCAGUGAUGGAGAAGCUGGACUGUGUGGUGUGGACCGGGGCAGCCCACUUCCUCCAGGGCCACGCUUACUGGCAGCUCAUGGAUACCAAAGAGGCCAUAACCAGUUUCACCAGAUCUGUGGGUGUACUGGUGAAGGUGUGCAUUAGUCAGAGAGGUGGUGUGUGUGGGCAGGGGCGCGGGGAGGCAGGGCACAGGGUUUUGGAGACACUGAAGAGCCAGGCGUUGGCUGCCAGAGCGGUGUGUUUCUCUGAGAGAGGACAGCUAAAAGAGUCUUUACGGGACCUCCAGCUCAGUCUUCAAAUCUCGCCCGGAUGCAGGAGCGCGGAGCUGUGGCGGGUGGAGGUGCUGUGGAGGCUGGAGAGGAGGGAGGAGGCACAGGCCUGUUGGAGAGCAGCUCGCAGCUCCACAGAGACUCCAUCAUUAGAAGAUCUUCCCCUGUAUCUGCAAGGAUUUUACUCAGACAGCCUGUCCCUAGACCACAACAACCUUGAGAAGAAAAUGGAGAAAUUCAUUCAGAGUGGACACAAGACGUAA
Molecule: messenger RNA, 1887 nt
Organism: Chanos chanos (milkfish)
Lineage: Eukaryota; Metazoa; Chordata; Actinopteri; Gonorynchiformes; Chanidae
Gene: fancg
Product: FA complementation group G
Exons: 14
Coding region: 1-1887 (628 amino acids)
Biological process (GO): interstrand cross-link repair
Cellular component (GO): Fanconi anaemia nuclear complex
Molecular function (GO): protein binding
Source: RefSeq, a predicted model, not a curated record